This is a messenger RNA of Medicago truncatula (barrel medic), 1040 nucleotides long. RefSeq lists its product as uncharacterized. The transcript has a single exon. The coding region runs from base 167 to 790 and encodes 207 amino acids. NCBI's taxonomy places the organism in Eukaryota, Viridiplantae, Streptophyta, Magnoliopsida, Fabales, Fabaceae. The record is from RefSeq and is a predicted model, not a curated record.
AACCCUACUGAUUCUUGAAUUUGUUACGUAACUGAAUUUCGAAUUUCACGUUUACAUAUCCCUAACCGUCUAAACAAACUUCUAAAGUUAAUAAUAAAUCCAAAACCUUCUUCACUUUCUCUCACUCCAAAACCCUAACACACUCGCUCUCUAAAAACCUUCAACAAUGACCAUGGCUUUUCGUUCCUCAAGAUCCGAAACUUCAUCAUAUUCACACUUCGCUUCUUCAUCCGUAUCAACUUUCUCUCCAAGAGCCUCUCCUGUGAUGAUGCAAUCCUCAUCAUACGGUCACCGUUCUACACCACCGUCUCCACCGUCACCUUCUUCCACCGUAAGAUUCUCCACCGAACAACGACCGGAAUCUCCAGGACCUAAAUCGAUGACGGCGGUGUCGUCCACGAAUACGAAGCCGGCGAGGAGGUGCAUGUGUUCUCCUACGACACACGCUGGUUCGUUUCGGUGCGCGUAUCAUAAACGCAUGGCGGAGCAAGAACAACAACGGCAACAGAAACAAGAUAAAGUUCAUCAACAACAUCAACAGCAAAAAGAAGUUCAACAGAAGCAGCAUCAGCAGCAACAACGGCAACAAAUUACGGCGAUGUCAAGAAGUAGAACGCUGAAUCUUAGACGAUCGGCGAUGAAGAAUUCGUUGAUUCGAAUCGGUGUAGAAGGUGAAAUUUUGAAGAGAACAUUAACGAAUUUGAUUCGACCUUCGCCGCAACAACUUCGCCGCCGGGAAGCUUUUCAGGCGAAGCCAAGCCGGCUCUCUGUUAUGUCAAAAGCUGCUUAAGCCUCGUAGUGAAUAUUUUAUUUUAUUUUUUUAUUUUGUUCUUUAUUUGUGAAUGAAUUUGAAGAACACGCGCUAGCUAUGAUUUUAUAAUUCUUAUCCUGUGUUUGCGUAACAGAGGGAACCUUUUUCUUCUUCUUUUUUUUGUUUUGGUAGUGAAAAAUAGUCAAAUACAAUAGACCCUUGUUGUACAUAGUUUUUCCUUUUUAGGAAUUUUUUUGUGAAUAGUUAUUAUAUACAGUCUUUUCCUUCA